CUCUGCUCUCUGUGUAUGUGUGUGUGUGUGUGCUUUUCGGGUUAUUGGCACUUUCGCGCGUACAAUAGACUCGCCUUCCUCGAUACGCGACGUCGUAAUUGUUCCGUAUAUCCGAUCUCGGACGUAGAAGAGUCGAAAUUACAGAUCUGUAAUUCGACUGGAUUCAAAUCAAAGCAUCAAAGUGGAGAAUUAUUGUUGGAGAGAUGACGGAAGAAACUGCGGGAGAAGCAAUGGCUAGAUUGAGAGGGAUGUAAAAGCUAGCUGUCAUUGCGGCAAAUCGGGUCAAAGAUCUGGGUCCUCCUCCUCCUCGUCCUCCUUCACGCAGAGGCUAGAAAAGAUGCCUGGACCGUCGACGCAAGAGAGACCCCGUGCACAUCGGCUCACAGACAUUGAGUCGCAGAGUGCAAAGGGUCUGGGUGGUAAUCGGACGGACGACUUCAGCACACCCGUCAGCUCCGGCAGCAACAUGAGCAGUAUCGCGCGCUUCCCGAAACUCGACGAGUGCGCUCACUUUCAUUACGAGCACGUCGAGCUGAGUACUUUGGAGGUUUCCAUCAACGAAGGAUCUACCAACGAUUCGGAGAGUUAUGCCGUUCGAAUAACGUCCGGAGAUGCGUGCUGGACGCUACAGAGGUCUUACGACAACUUCGUCAUGUUCGAUAAGCAACUGCACCGUUGCAUAUUUGACAGAAAAUUCUCCUCCUUAACGAAGCUUCCAGAUGUUCGGCCAAAAAAUGCCUGUGAUAUAUUGAAGGAUUACUUGAGUCGGUUCUCGCAAUUGAAUCACGAGGGUCUAAAUUGCGGUCCGGUGUUGAACUGGUUGCAGCUCGAUAAUCGGGGAAGAAGAAUCCUGGUGCCCGAGUCGGAUUCCUGUCCUAUAAAUACCCCAGCCGUCGCCGCGGCAUACGCAGUGAGGCCUUACACCGCUCAGGCACAAGAUGAGAUCUCGUUCCAGGUAGGCGAUAUGAUAUCCGUUAUAGACAUGCCACCGGCGGGAGAAAGCACGUGGUGGCGUGGAAAGCACGGCUUUGCGGUUGGAUUUUUUCCAGCCGAAUGCGUUGCCGUGAUCGGUGACAAGGUACCACGUCACCUGACGGUUUCGACGACAGUCAGAUCGAGAUUACCGGUGAAACCUGUGCUGCGGAAACACGGCAAACUGAUCGCCUUUUUCAGAUCCUUUAUACUAAAUCGGCCUUCGAGGAGAAGAUUGAAGCAAUCGGGGAUACUGCGGGAGCGCGUGUUCGGUUGCGACUUGGGAGAACAUUUGCUAAACUCUGGUCAAGAUGUGCCUACCGUUUUGACGUGCUGCGCAGAAUUCAUAGAGAAACAUGGUCUGGUCGAUGGUAUAUAUCGUCUUAGCGGGGUAACUUCCAACAUUCAAAAAUUGCGAAACGCUUUCGACGAAGAUCGGGUCCCGGCGUUGCAUUCUGAUGAGAGCAUACUGCAAGACAUCCAUUCGGUGGCGUCGCUGUUAAAGAUGUACUUUAGAGAGCUGCCGAAUCCGUUGUGCACGUAUCAGCUUUACUCCACCUUUGUUAAUGCGGUUCAAGCUGGCAGCGACGCUGAAAGAUUAAGACGAAUGAGAGAUGCUGUUAGAAAGUUACCGCCACCUCAUUACAGGACACUAGAAUAUCUGAUGCGUCAUCUGGUAAGGGUAGCCGCGCGUGGUUCGGAAACAGGUAUGACCCCGCGCAACGUGGCCAUUGUUUGGGCCCCGAAUUUGUUGAGAUGCAAGGAACUGGAAGUGGGCGGCGUAGCUGCUCUUCAAGGUGUCGGUGUGCAAGCGGUCGUGACGGAAUUUCUAGUCUGCUACGCGGAGCUCAUAUUCGGGGACGGUCCUGUCGGUAGACCAAAGUCAUUGGCAAUCACCACAUCGGCGCGACUGCUCACUCUGGAGGAGGCGCGCAAUAGAAGCCUCAGGGGUGAACCUGAUUAUAUAGAAGUGGGAGCAGGUCCGGCCGGGUUGCCGUUGCGCUAUCACACAGUCAUAGAAUUGCCUCGCAAGAGAAAUGGUUCGAAGCGAUCACCUUCCCUAAAUUGGAGGGCGUUGUUCGGCAGAGGGGCCGUGGGCAAAACGAGACAGAUCGGUGGAACACCACCGCAAGUGGAAACAGUGCCAAGUUCCUUAAACUCUCUGCGACGAUUGAGACCGGUCAAGAGCGCCGACAGUUUGGACGGCGAGGAUGGCUUGGGUCCUCUCCUGGGAGGACCGCCUCCGACCAGACCCUGCGGUCACAGUCGAUCCGUUUCGCACGAUUCGUACUUUGAUCACUUGGCGGACGCGCCCAACGCACCCUCACCGCUAGAUCUGUCGGAGAUACAACUCAAUUUCGAUUUAGAAGAGCGAGAGAUGAGGAUGCUUUCGGAAGAGGAAGGUGGCGGAGUGGCGUCGGUGGAGGCGUCGCCGCGUCGGCAAAGAAACGAGGGUCAAUGCGCCACAGCCUCUGGUGGAUCCAAGAGAAAACGAUCUCGCUUGGAAGAAAGAUUGCACUGCGAUGUCGAGCUGCGUUUCAUAGACAGCCAAAGUCCCGAUCAGGUGAUGGUAUCGACGAAUGCGGAUAUACACAGCAUCGACACCCCGUCUCCGUUGCCAACACCAGGCUACUUACCGUUACUAUCCGAAGCCUCUACACCAUUAACACCUGCCACGUUGCAGGGCACGUCUCAUUCCGCAUCGCCAAUGGGCAACAGUCCCAGAAUAAGUUUUCGAAGUUUCACUCUGCCGUUGGAAAUCGGUGAUGAGCGCGAUGGGAGCAGCGCGAACAAGUUGAAGGAAACGAGCGUGCCGUCUUCGGAGAAGCUAUCGGACCCUAGCCAUAGAUUAUCAAUAAACUUGGAGGAUCGGGAUAGGGGAUUAAGAUCGUCAUGCGAGAGGACUAUGAUUUGUGACAGCCACGUAAACGUAACCAUGUCGCUUUCCAAUGUUGAAAAUCAGGCCACGAGUCAGUCGAGUGCGAUUGCUUAUUUUAAUAACACCAUGGAGAUGACGUCAUGUAACAGGUUGUCUUCGCUAUGCGGGGAAACCAAAUCUAGUGGAAUUAUCGUAUCUCGCAAGGACGAUUCUGUCAAGAUCUCGUCCAAGUCGUACGACGAAAAGACGACGAGUGCGAGGAAGGAACGCGACGAGACUACCGAUUCCUCGGAUAAUAAUCUUGGCACGGUAGCCGAUUUGCCGAGAUUGCCGUCAUCCAGCACGACCGAUCUCGAUUCUCCGAUGUCCUGCGAGCAAACUCUGCAGGAAUUGCAAGACUCUGGAUUUGUAAUCUGCGACGACUCCGAUAAGGUGUUCAGUAAUACGGAGAAUCCGCGGGUGGCGAGCGGUAGCAACGAUUCCGGCGACUGGGUGAUCAUCGGAAGAACGACGACCGGUUCCCUGGCGACACCCAUCAGCGAAUCGACCAGUCCUAACGAUCCCUUUUCGGAAGGUGGCGCGAAUCCAACGACAUCUCCGGAUUCCGAGGCGUUGUUGGAACUGACGUUGACCUCGAGCGCCGAUGCGUUCCGCAUCGGAGUCGACGACGCGAAAUCGGCAGGUCGUAUAACGACACGGGAGAGCGAGAGGAUGGUACUCGACGUUACGGAUACGAAGAAGUACGUGAAGACUCACGGACACGAGCGGGAAGACGGCGCGAACGAUCCGCAAACGAGCUUCGACCUCGUAAACGAGGGCAAUCUCUCGGACGACUCCUGUUCUCGGUUGCGCGAUCGAGAGAACGGCAAUCGUUACUCGUGCGUGAUGACGGACAUAGACUCCAAUCAGGAAUCUAACGCGAGGGAGCAGCAACAGCAGGUUCGCGCGUGUUACAUCGAGGCUGACAACGCGAAUGUAUUUGGUACCAAUCGGAACGAGGCGAGCGACGAGGAAAAGGAGACGGAGACCUUCAAGAACUAUUACCGUCUGUCGCGAGAUACGAGUUCCCUGCACCCCGUGAAUCACCCGAGAUUUUCCUCGGACAAGUCCGAGGACGAACGAAAGAAGAGUACGGUUUCCAUGAGCCAGGGUGACCGUGACGACAACGACCACUGUUCGAACGAACUGUCAAAGAAGUGCCAAAGUUUCGGAUACAAUAAUACGCAGAACAAACCGCAGACUAAUACGCAACAAGUACGUAAAUGCGCUUCCAAACGUAGCGACGAGGCUCACAAGUGCGUGGCUGCCAGCUUGCAGACUAAUCAAAUUCAAGAUAACGUCGAGAUGAGAAUCCCUUCGGAGAACGCGGCCGAACCCUGCGAGGUUGCGCACGCGCCGGAAGGCGCGUCCGAGCUGAUGGAACGGACGCUGGAUGCCCCGAGCACAUUUUCCAACGCCUCGUCCCCGACCGCCGUCGACGACGCGGUGGUUCUACGAGAUACUGCGGCCAUUUUGCAGGAAUUAGCUCUACAGAGAUUAUCCGGAGGCGCUGCUCUGGGAAACGCGUCCGCGCGGAGGAGAUACGAGAGCGAGACCGUCCGGGAUCGCAGAAGCUUCGAUUCGGAAAUCGGCCGGGAGAUUGUCCGAGAGAGAAGGAUGAGGCAGGAGCUAGACACCGCUAGAGGCAAAUCCGAGGAACCGUCUUCGCAUCUGCCGCCCUGUUUGCGGGCGCGUCACGCGAGAGUAACCCGAGCGGCGUUGAGUCGUUCCCUGGACGAGGCCAAGUUCCACCGGAUGACGGGAGAGAUCCCGACCUUGUCGGUGAAACAGACGUCCGAGGACGCGCAGCAGCACUGCUCCACCCCGAACGUCGGCGGCGCCACGGAGAAGAUUCAGCUGAGAAACCUCGGCGGCCUGGAUCUGGGCGACCCGCAGUGCAGAGAGAGAAUCGAAAAGUACAAAGAGGAGAGGAGGAUGUUCCUCAGGGACAAGUAUCGAUCGGAGAGCUUUCGCGGGAUCUCGUCCAAGGCGACGGAGGACGACAGCGAGCAGGCGCUGUUGAACAGGUUGAAGCAGAGAGCCUCGAGACCGUCUCUUCAUUGAUCAACUUCCUUGAUCUUGCUCUCUAAAGUAGUAUAAAUAAGUUUCAAGGGGCAAAGUUAAUGUGUGGAAAAUUGCGAUGCAAUAUUCAUUAUCUCUACCCGCAUUUUAGACGAGUGACAAAUUAUAUAGAUGCGAUCAAAUUCUACGAUCUUUCUCCCAAUUGUCGCAUAAUUUUUUUAAUUCUUUUUUCAAAGCAGCGAAUAUACAGGGCAACUAAUUAGAACGAAACAUCGAACAAAUAUGUAUUUAAACGAUAUAAUAGAGAUAAUAAUUCGCGUUACCUUUCUUAAAAGAAUUCCACACACAACUGGUAUAUAUUUUUAUUGAAUUUAUAUCCAUUGUAUAAGAAUUCACGCUAAAACUUGUCGGCUUAUUUGUACUACUCACGAAUGUCCCUUGCAUUCGACGGCGAUGUUACGUCUGCUUUUGUUGCGAGCCAAUUGAAUCGCUUUCACUCGUAUCUCAUCAGGUGCCGUUGCGAAUGAUGAGUGAAGUUAUGACGAGGAUGAUGAAACAUGAGUAGUUUACUCGAUCCAUGACUCGUUUUCGCCAUUGUUAGCUGAAUUCUAUGAACGCUUUUAAAAGCUGAUAAUUUAUUACAAACUCAAAGAAAGAUAUUCACUUUUAUUAUUGUUAGAACUUUUAAUAACGGUUCUCUGUAAUUAUUAUUAUUAUUAAUAUUAUUAUUAUCAUCUUUGAUUUUUUUUAUAUUUACUUGUAUUCUUUGUACUGUUAUGCUAGAGCGAACAUGUAUAAUCGGGUUGAUGCUUUUUGUAUGUACCAGAGUCAACAAUUUCGCCUGCAAUGGCUUCUUAUCACGUCAAGAUGCAAAACGUUUCACUCACCUGUUGCUUUCAUACGCUGCAAAUAUAAUACAGUUUAUAGAAAAAAAUAGAAAGAUAUAUCUUUUAAAAGUUUUCAUUUUUCUUCUUAAAAAAAAAAGUUUAUGAAUCACGUAAAAUCUGGUUCACAUUAUCUGUUCCAAACAUAGCUUCCGAAAUAGUGUAUUAUUUCAUGGGAAUAAUUGUUGACGGGAAAAAUAUAGCAAAAAUCGUGCGCUGAAGAUCUCGGGUACAUACAUGAAGUUUGAUUAGUUUCAAAAAUGUAUUUACGCGCUUACGACGCUUAUAAAUAGAGCGUUUCAAUGUUAUAUUCUAAUUGUGGACUGGUCCAUAAUGAUAUCUUUUUUUCUGGAAAUAUGUUAAUAUUUUUCUCUCGGUUAAUUAAUAUGUACAACAUAUUCUUAUAACGAAAGCGCGCUUAUUGAUGAUAAAAGGCUUGCUUGAAAUCAAGAUUACUAUCGAGACUAAGCAGUUCUCUUAAAAAUAAGAUAUAUCUUAUCCUAGAGAGAGAAAGAAAGAAAGAGAGAGAGAGCGAGAGCGUAUCGCGCGUCGUUGUAUGUGGCCUCGCGUCUUUUUUUUGUUUUUAUUAUUAUUAAGUUGCAAUUAUUAAGCAGUAGUUUCACGUUUAGCUACCUCACCACUCAUCUCAUCGCUAUUAUAAAAAUGUGACGUCGCGCGACGCUCGGUUGUAUUUUACAGCUUUAUUUAUUUUUAAUCCAGCGAAUUUAAUCGCUUGUUCCCUCCCUGAGAAAAAGAGAACAAAUGGUAUUUUUAUCCGCGAAUAUUUUCUUUUUUUCUCUCUUUAUAAAGAUAUAACGCGAAUGCGUUUCUUCUUAGGUGACGGUUUGAGAAAACCGUCCGUUUGACAAGACUGUUUUUCUUUUUUUUUGGCAACAAUUUUAUCGAGUAUGAUUCGUGCUCUUAUUAUUGCCGUAUUAUAAUAGACUUAUUGUGCGAACAAAGGCGCAUAUAUUCUAAUUUCACUACUUUCGAGAGCUUUCGCGCAUACGCUCUCCAAAAAAAAAAAAACGCGUUUUGAUCUCCCAGCAAAUACUCGUGGCAUUUAAUAUAAUAGAUUUAGAGAAUUUAAAUCGCGAGGAAAAAAAUUGUUAUUUCGCGCGAGGAUGUUAAAAUUUUCUUAGCGAGCGUAAGAAGAGAGGCGUCGUUAUAUAUUGUUGAAAUUUGUGAAAUUCUCUCAGUCAUCUCGAAUAACGGUGCUCUCGCUGACAUUUGACUUUCAAUUCACAAGCGUCAUCGGGUGUUUUUCGGCGACGAAACCAGAGAGAUAAUUAGUUAAUUAAUUUAAUACAUCUCGAGAGACACCUUCCUUGCAUCAUCGUUCCCUUUUACGCAUGCUCACGCAUCUUGGCUUGAAUAUUUCUCGAAUAAAUACUUCCAUCGCGAGAGAUCGAUGCCUGAGAACGGCA
This is a messenger RNA of Nylanderia fulva, 7223 nucleotides long. Lineage: Eukaryota; Metazoa; Arthropoda; Insecta; Hymenoptera; Formicidae. The record is from RefSeq and is a predicted model, not a curated record.